AUGGCGGCGGGGGGCGGAGCGCAGCUCCUCCAGUGGCGGCGUUGCGCGGCGCCGUUUGGAUUCAAAGGCGCUAUAAAGGCGCCGUCACGGCGCUGCCCGCGGCCGCCCGCCUCCCGCGCCAUGGCCGUCAAUACAUCGCAGUGCCUGGAGGAGGGCGCCGGGCAAUGGCCGCCGCGCCCGCCCGGGCCGUACAGCGAGGCGCAGCGGCUGGCGCUGGAGGAGCUGGUGGCGGGCGGCCCCGAGGCGCUGCGCGCCUUCCUGCGGCGGGAGCGGCUGCCGCCCUUCCUGUCGGAGCCCGAGGUGCAGGCCAUCGCGCGGGGCGCCGUGCCGCCCGCCGCGGCCGACGAGUCGGCGGCCGAGGCGUCCCUGGACGCGUCGUCGCUCACCUACUUCCCCGAGCGCUCGGACGCGGAGCCGCCGGCGCUGGAGCUGGGCUGGCCGGGCUUCGGCAGCGGCGCGUUCCGCGGGCUGACGCGGGUGGAGGCGCACUUCCAGCCGGGCGGCGAGGACAGCCCGUACGGCUGCAAGGAGGCGGUGCGGCGGCAGAUCCGCUCCGCGCAGCAGGUGAUUGCCCUUGUUAUGGAUUCCUUCACAGAUACUGAUAUCUUCAGUGACCUUCAGAAUGCCUACAGCAAGCGCCAGGUCCCUGUCUAUAUCCUUCUUGACCAGGACUUUCUACCUUAUUUCUUGGAAAUGUGCAAAAACUUGGGUGUCUGUCCUGAGAAGGAGAGUUUGAUGAGGGUUCGAACUCUCACUGGCAACAUCUACUACACGAGAUCAGGCGCCAAAAUUAUUGGGAAAGUCCAUGAAAAAUUCAUGUUGAUUGAUGGCGUGAGAGUGACAACAGGCUCCUACAGUUUCACAUGGACUGACGGGAAGCUGAACAGCAGUAACUUGCUGCUACUGUCUGGUCAAGUUGUUGAACACUUUGACCUGCAGUUUCGAAUUCUUUAUGCCCAGUCAAACCCUAUCAGUCCUGAGUGCCGAUCAAGCUGUAGGAACAGUGGAAUAUUUGAUCACAUGGAGAAAAGAAGAGAGUCCUCUAAAGAAUACACUGUGGAGAGCAAUUUGAGGGCAGAAUUUGCCAGGCUGUCUAGUACUCCAAAAAAACUGUUAAAAGAACUAGAUGUGGCUGCAGACACUCCAAGACGCAAACCUCAUGACCUGGGACAUUCUCACUUCAGUGAAGAGGAGUGGCUCAGCGAUCCAGAGGCCAGAGUGGGACAGAAGAAUGCAUCAACUCAAACUGGCUUAUGGGAAGAGCAGCCUGCAGUGGCCGUGUGUAAUGUUGGCAUGCAGACCAAUGUUUUAACAGAAGAAGCUGACACUCAAACUUCAACUGCUACAAGAACAACUGGGACUCAGACUUCAGUUUUGCUGAAGGCUGCAGUGAUGCAGACAAGGGAAGAUGCGUAUGUGGAAACCCCUCUGCUUUACAGGAAGUUUUCCAAAGAAGAAUCCUUUCUACCUGGAAAGUCUUCAUUAAAUUCUAGCUUGCGGUCGCUAUCUUCAUCAUCAUCCCACCUGUCUCGUACGAGCUCUACCAGCUCGCUGUCUUCUCUUAGGUCCUUUGAAUACCCUAGUGUUCACAGGGCAGAGUAUUUCCAAAAACUGCAUACGGAGAGGCAAUUCCACUACUCCACCAUCAGAUCAAAGCUUAGCCACAUGGUGGGUAUCUUGUCCAGGAGAAGACAUGUUCCUGAAAGCUACGUGAACCACUGCAGGAGAAGGUACAACCUGAAAUAGAGGUGAGACAUCAGUGCCAGCCUGCACAGCCUCUGAGAUGUUUCACUCUUGUCUGAAUAAAUGCUGCACUGAAUGCAGAGCUUGAAAGCUCUGGUCACAAAAUGCAAGCACUUUACAUCUGCUGAUUCUUGUAAUUCCUUCUAGUACUUUUACUCUUCUUUAAUACAUGCUCACAUCACUGUCCAGCACUUUGUUUUCUACUGUGCAAUUUAGUCAGUGAGAUUUUUCACAUGUACUGAAACCACUUGCAUGUUUCCCUUAUACACAUUAGUGGUAUAGGUUUAUUGUACUUCUGAAUAUUUGACUUAGAAAGCAUUUAAGUUUUGUUUUUAGGAUUGCUAACGCUCUGGCUUUCAGUUCUCUAAACUUGGAAAAAUUUGAGUCAGAUCUUGCUCAGAAUGGUAAUAUUUAUUUCCCCUUUUUAAUCACAGAAUCACAGAAUUGUAGGGGUUGGAAGGGACCUCCAGAGAUCAUCGAGUCCAACCCCCUGCCAAAGCAGGUUCCCUACACCAGGUAGCACAGGUAGGCAUCCAGGCAGGUCUUGAACAUCUUCAGAGAAGG
Lagopus muta (rock ptarmigan) is the source of this 2307-nucleotide messenger RNA. RefSeq names its product protein FAM83D-B-like. The record is from RefSeq and is a predicted model, not a curated record. Lineage: Eukaryota; Metazoa; Chordata; Aves; Galliformes; Phasianidae. Gene Ontology annotation, cellular component: cytosol; mitotic spindle pole. Gene Ontology annotation, biological process: positive regulation of cell cycle G1/S phase transition; protein localization to mitotic spindle; regulation of ERK1 and ERK2 cascade.